Molecule: messenger RNA, 2500 nt
Organism: Petromyzon marinus (sea lamprey)
Lineage: Eukaryota; Metazoa; Chordata; Hyperoartia; Petromyzontiformes; Petromyzontidae
Source: RefSeq, a predicted model, not a curated record
CCCCCCCCCCAUGUCACGGCAGAAAUUGAGAGCCAGAAAAGCUAAAAGGAGCGGGCCAGUUUGACCACUGCAACAUCAUUUCUCUCCUAAGCCAUUCGUCGAUCCAGCCAGCACCAACCCACUGGUCCGCCAUGGGCUGCAGGUGUUGACAGCCCGUUUACCCCAACCAUCGGGUGGAGGUUCAGUGGCAGGGGGGAUCUGUGGCCGGGCCGGACCCACCAAUUCCACCAAUUCCACCCAUCCCACCACCGGCCAAGAUCUCGAGAUGGCAGUUCUGCGUGUUCGGUUCACCAAGGAGAAGCGUGUAAAGCUGGCUCAGAUCCUCUGGAUCCUCAACUGGAUCUCCGUGGUGUCAGGUCUGCUGCUCUUCAGCCUGGGCACCGUCUUGAAGGUGGAGUUGCGCCGGCGUGCGGAUUUAAUGGUGGAGGGCGGCGCGGGACUUCACGGCCUCCCCAACCUCCUGCUGGGCGUGGGCCUCCUGGCCUGCGCCAUAAAUCUGCUCGGAGGCAAGAUCUGCCACGACUUUGCGACGGCCGACUCGGCCAAGGUGUCCCGCUGGCGCCUCGUGCUGCUGCCCUACACGGUGUGCACGCUCGUCUUCACCGCGUGCCUGCUCGCCGGCGGGCUCAUGUGCUACGGGGCCAGCGGGGCCCUGGACGGCGCCCUGCGGGCCGGCCUGCGCAAUGCCAUGCACUACUACCGCGACACGGACGUGCCGGGCCGCUGCUUCAUCAAGCGCAGCAUCGACCUCCUGCAAAUGGAGUUCCACUGCUGCGGGAACAGCGGCUUCCGCGACUGGUUCGAGCUGCAGUGGAUCAGCGUGCGCUACCUGGACAUGGCCUCCAAAGACGUGCGCGACCGUCUCAAGAGCAACGUGGAUGGCAAGUUCCUUGUGGACGGGGUCCCCUUCAGCUGCUGCAACCCCAACUCCCCGCGCGCCUGCAUCCAGCAGGGCAUCACCAACAGCUCCGCGCACUACAACUACGACUACCUGAGCGAGGAGCUCAACCUGUGGAUGCGAGGCUGCCGCGAGGCAUUGCUCGAGCACUACACGGGCAUCCUGGCGUACGUCGGGCUCACCGUGCUGCUUGUAUGGCUCUUCGAGCUCUCUGUGCUCGUGGGCGUGCGCUACAUGCAGACGGCCAUGGAGAACGCACUGCUGGCCGGAGAUCCGGACUGUGAGUGCGAGGGCUGGCUCCUCGAGAGCGGUCUCGCUGAGACCGCACGCUCCAACUUCAACGUCAUCAAGAACCUGGGCAAGUCCAACCAGAUCGACUCCGUCAUGGGGAAGGAAGAUCCCAACUUGGAUGUUCCUGUGCCCCCCGUGCCUGCACACUAUGGGCCCAGGGAUGGUGUGGCCGUCACUGGAAGACACAUUCCCCUCGACAGCUGAAUCACUUGCCCAUGUCCCCCGGCUUCUCCCACCUGUAUAGAUGGUGCAACCCAUCCUGAUCUCCCCCGCUCUGCUCCUCCCAACCUCUUGGCUGACAUUAUCUUUGCAAAUUACUCGAGGGCUCUGAGGCUGCGAGGUGGCUGGGAGAUAGCAUUGCACCCGUAGGUUCGUGAAUCCAUCUGGGCAGAGUUACUGUAUUGUUUUGUAAAAAAGCUGCUUAGCUCAAUGGGCCUUACCAGCUGAAAUAAAAUCUGAGUUGGCAUGGAUUUUCUUUAGGUAUGGUCUAUUCUCCUGGAACACGUGUGUUUUUUGUAUAACGUGAAGUGGAUAUAACGCCAUGAAUUUACGAGGGAACACAAUUUUUAUAAUGUGGAUGUGAAUUGGAUAAAACGCAAUCGAGUGAACGGAACUAUGUCAUGCGAAUAGGAAUAAGCGGUCGUACGGCAGCCUCGGCGUAGCAUCAUCACACAAGGUGGGAUGCUGCUGGAUGCUUCUAGAUGCUACCCACACGUCUCAGUCUUUGUUCAGCCUACAUACGCAUCUCAUGUGUUAUCACGGACUGUGCUUUACCCCUCAAUUAUAUAUGAUUUACUCCUCUUUGGGUCUAUCGGUAAAGUCACGUAGAUAGAAAAAUCACGACGUUUUGAUCGCAACACAAGCAAUCGUCUUCAGGUGAAAAAAUACAGCAGGUGAACUGCUGAGGCAGGAGAAAUAUAGCGAGAUAAUUACAGCAGCAAGAGGUUAUAUAGGUUUGAGAUGGGUACAACCCAAGGGUCAGUAGGCGGGGCUAGAGAUGGAAUUUACUAGUAAUAUACCUCGGCCAUUGUAUCGCUAGAGAUUAGCAUGUCAAUGUGUUAAUGUAACCCCACGACUACGGUGCUGAAGAAGCCAUUGUAUUGCUCGAGAUUAGAGAUUAGCAUUUCAAUGUGAGAUGGCUCCCGCAGCAGCGGCUGUAUUAAUGAGACACAUUCAGCCUAUUAAACAACGAGAGCCACUGCCACAUCGAGGAAAAGGGAGCAGCAGCGAUGUUAGUGAGACAUUUAGCCUGUUAAUGUAAAGACAUUUGACAAGGUAAUGUAACUCAGAGAGUCGGAACUAAUUCUUAAC